Molecule: messenger RNA, 2499 nt
Organism: Bolinopsis microptera
Lineage: Eukaryota; Metazoa; Ctenophora; Tentaculata; Lobata; Bolinopsidae
Product: dnaJ homolog subfamily C member 11-like
Exons: 13
Coding region: 4-1629 (541 amino acids)
Biological process (GO): cristae formation
Source: RefSeq, a predicted model, not a curated record
GGAAUGGAGGAUGACUACUACAGCCUUCUUAACCUCGACCGAAAAUGUGAAGAAGAAGAGAUAAAAGGAGCGUACAGGAGACAGAGCAGACUCUUCCACCCAGAUAGACACUGUGAUGCUAACAAGGAGGCUGCUGAGCUCAACUUUCAGAAAAUAAAACGCGCUUAUGAAGUUCUGAUAGACCCCCAAAUGAGGACGAUAUAUGAUCUGUAUGGUGUGGAGGGAGUAGACAGUGGCCAGCACCUGGCAUUGUACGACAUGGACAAAAACAAGAUAAAGGAGACAUUUGAGCGGAUCCAGCGUCAGACGAAGGAGAAGGAGCAAGAAGCAGCAACUAACCCCCUUAGUAACAUAGCUGUAGAGUUAGACGCUAGUGGACUGUGUUACUCCAACAGAGAUACUUACAUUACCGAGCUAUUUAAUAUUCCCAUCAACAGUUUCUCUAUAUCACAAAGUGUAGACGCACCUCUGACAGAGAGUAACAGAGCUACAGUGAUAUGCACUGCAAUUAACAGUGAUGAUAUCUCGACCGGGCUCAUACAGACUAAUGUUAGACACACUAUCUCUAAUGAUACCUGGCUGGAAUCUGGACUAACCCUCGGUCACGGGGCUACAUUCGCACUUACCGGGUACAGGAAACUUACUAAAUACCUCUGGUGUCAUUUUAGAUCACAAUGUUCAAGGAUUGAGCGUGAUUAUCUUCAAUACAGUGCUGGUGCUACGCUGGGUAGUAAUAUCGGGGAGAAUACGGUGAUAAAAGCGGAGGUGUCGCUAGAUAAGACAGUCAAAGGAGUGUUAACUAAGUCGUGGGAGAAGUUGAGACUUUAUCUUAGUUACCAGAUAGGACUGGAGAAUCACGUGAUGUCUAUACAGUUGAUACGACCUCUCAAGAUACGAUCACCUGCUGAUGCUCAUAUUGAGUGUAGUGCAAAGUAUGAUCUACUUGAUGGAGCACAUGUAGAGUACGGAGCAUCAAAGCAACUAACUGAGUACAGUAGACUAGCUGCUCUUGUUAGAAUAGGGCACAUUUCUGGGGUCAAGUUAAAACUAACAUUAUCACGAGGAUCACAAUCGUAUAGAUUUGAUGUUAUAUUUUCUGAUGUAAUUGAACCAGCAGCCGUUUUAUACGGCACUUUUCUACCUGUAUUUGUGUACAGUGCGUUACAUUGGCUAGUUAUCAACCCGUAUCUAAAUAGACUCAAGGCAGAGGAGAUAGCAUCUAAAUCAGAGGAAUUGAAAACUCAACUAGAACAAUCUAAAGAAGAAGCUAAAGAGGCAAUACAGUUAAUGAGGCCUACAUAUGACAGGAAUGUCAACGUUGAACAAUGUAAAGGUGGUUUAGUGAUAGUUCAAGCAUGGUAUGGGGUAUUUGGGAGUUCCAAUAAGUUGAUAGACGUUACAAUUCCGCUGCAAUGUCUGGUCGCUAACUCUAAGCUCAUGCUACCUGAGCAUAAUAAGACGGGACUGGUCGGGUUUUAUGACGUUAGUUUUGGUGAAGACAAGCAGUUGGCAGUAAAAUACCGCUUCAGAAAUAUCAUGCACGAAGUUAUGAUUGAGGACGGCGAAUCUAUGAAAAUUCCUCGACAAUCUCAUCGUAUAGCACAAACUGUUAGUCAAGAGGGAUCUUAGCACUAGAUUCAAAUUAUUGCAACCAACUUACAACCAUGUCUGGUUAUUAACUGCGUGUGUGCGACUAAUCCUCCCGAAGAUAAAGACCAUCGCACUAAAGAAGAAGAUUGUAGAAAAAGCUCAUUUGACAACUGACAGAUUUCCGGACUUACACCCUAUAACAACACGUGACCCUGUUCAGUAUACAUUGGCCUGUGCAGUAACACUGCAACUCUCUCUGUGAAAUUAUGAGCUCGUUUCGAUACGUUUCCAGCAUACUAUAAUUCAUCCUCGUCCUUUUUUCGCGGCGAACUGUUUUAGGUAUGUAUAAUGAUUUGAAAUUUUGUUUUAAAUUGCGGUAUUGGUUCUGGAUUAACUUAUUUAUUCAGAUUUUAUGGGAACUAGAUUUUGAUAAAUACUGAUUGAAGAACGGUAUUAGAUGUGGUCCCCGAUUUUUAUGAUUAUACGAUUUGUAAUGAGAAUCACGUGUUUUCUACCAAGAACUUACUGUCAAACUUGUUUCCUCGACUAGUUCAAGAUAUAACAUCCGAUAAAAUUGAUUUAAAUGGCGGCUGUUCAUGUUGUGGCACAUGGGUCAUUGAGUUUAUAAGACUAAAAGGGAUAGUGAACCAUGAGUCAGUGAAAAGCUUUCUAAAAUGUUUUUCUUAAUAGUGGAGCUGACUUUUCUCUUGAAACCCUCGUCGAUGUACGGGAUCUUGAGGACAUAGUCAGGGGAGGGUUUACGUUCGGGAUGUGAAUGCUUUUUAAUUGCCGGUCCCGUUAUAUAUACAGUGGGGUGACAUAUGGUUUCGUCACUUCUGAAUGCGCGCAUUUAUGGACUGGGUUUUAUUUUUGCAAUGAUGAUUUUCAUAAUAUAUAACCUGUAAUACC